GGUGGUUCCUGAAUCUCCACGUUGGCUCCUGACACGGAAAAAGGGAGAGAAGGCAUUAAAAAUUAUGCACAACAUUGCAAAACACAAUGGGAAGUAUCUCUCACCACAUUACUCAGAGAUCACUAUUAGCAAUGACGAGGUCAGAAACCCCUCUUUUCUUGACCUUGUGAGGACUCCCCAGAUGAGGAGGAACACGCUCAUCUUCAUGUAUGCCUGGUUCGCAAGUGCCCUGAUCUACCAAGGGCUUGUCAUGCGCCUAGGAAUUGUUGGAGGAAACCUCUACCUAGACUUCUUCAUCUCAGGAGCUGUGGAGCUGCCUGCCGCUCUCCUGAUUUUAUUGACAAUUGAUCGCAUUGGCCGGCGCCUUCCUUUUGCAAUAAGCAACAUCGUGGCGGGAAUUGCAUGCCUCAUUAGUGCCUUCUUGCCAGAAGAUAUCCCAUGGCUCAAAAUGACAGUUGCCACGCUGGGAAGACUGAGCAUCACAAUAUCUUUUGAAAUUGUCUAUCUUGUGAACAGUGAAUUGUACCCAACAACACUGAGAAACUUUGGUGUUUCCCUGUGCUCAAGUUUGUGUGACCUGGGUGGGACCAUAGCCCCAUUCCUGGUUUUCCGAUUAGCAGCCGUUUGGUUGGAGCUACCUCUAAUUAUUUUCAGUAUUCUCGCAGUUGUCUGUGGGCUCCUAGUAAUGCUUUUACCAGAGACAAAAGGAAUCUCUUUACCGGAGACAGUGGAUGAUGUGGAGCAGCUUUCAAGUCAUUUUGGUAAAUGUGGCAAGAAACGGAAACACCGGGAUACCAACUCUUAUAUUUGA
Messenger RNA from Apaloderma vittatum (bar-tailed trogon), 811 nucleotides. RefSeq names its product solute carrier family 22 member 3-like. Gene Ontology annotation, biological process: transmembrane transport. The annotation marks the transcript as partial. The transcript has 7 exons. The record is from RefSeq and is a predicted model, not a curated record. Gene Ontology annotation, molecular function: transmembrane transporter activity. Lineage: Eukaryota; Metazoa; Chordata; Aves; Trogoniformes; Trogonidae. Gene Ontology annotation, cellular component: membrane.